This is a messenger RNA of Loxodonta africana (African savanna elephant), 3821 nucleotides long. RefSeq names its product coiled-coil domain containing 80 (gene CCDC80). Gene Ontology annotation, biological process: extracellular matrix organization; positive regulation of cell-substrate adhesion. The transcript is spliced from 8 exons. Gene Ontology annotation, cellular component: basement membrane. Lineage: Eukaryota; Metazoa; Chordata; Mammalia; Proboscidea; Elephantidae. The coding region runs from base 800 to 3664 and encodes 954 amino acids. The record is from RefSeq and is a predicted model, not a curated record.
GGCCAAGUCCACCCUCAACGUGCUGAAAUGGGAAGGAGGCGGGUGUUUUGCUGAUCUGUUAAAUUCUUAGUGAAAUUUCCUUGAUUUCCAGCGGCUGCUGUUGUUUGAGUUUGGUUUGGAGCAAAACUUAGGUUGUCCUGACAUUUCUGGGACUGAAUCUCGGCAAGAGAAAGAAGAAAAAGAAGGAGAAAGAAAAGAGGAGAAAAAAGGUGGGAGAAAGAAAGGGAGGAGAGAAGAGCAGGAAAAGAAAAAAAGGUCCUUUUGCAACAUCACAUUCCUGGGUUUUCCCUCAGCCUGGAAAACGUAUUAAUCCCGGGGCUUUUACGCUCGGAAACAAAAGAACUAAGCCAGACGGUGGGGAAAAGGGUGAUAAGAAGCAUCCUGGAACUUAAAGAGAGAGACACUCAGAAAUAGCUGGGGCUCCUCUUUAAGGGCUGAUCUGUGUCGGUGGGAGAGACCCAGGGACGCACAAGACCAAGCAGAAGCUACAGACAAAUGGAGACGCCAAGAUUUAAAAGGACAGCUCCUUUUGCUUCAGCCUACUUGUCAAGAAGGUAAAAAGAGACAGCAAGGAAGAAAAGCAGAAAAUCCUCUCAGUUCAGAGAACAAGACAGGACUCUGGUGCUACUUGGACAGCUGGGGCCACUGCAAACCCCCUUUGUACUGCUCACCCCUGGAGAGGAGAAAAAAGGGUUGGGAGGAAAAACACUUCAUCUAGGAAGCCGUCUUGGGACCCAACUUCAGCUUUCUUUUUAACCCCUCUGCAUUCCAUCUCUAUGAGCCACAAUUGGAUUACACCAUGACGUGGAGAAUGGGACCCAGUUUCAUCAUGCUGUUGGCUUUGUGGCUGGUAUGUGGAUCAGAACCCCACCUCCAUACCACGAAAAGAGGGAGCCAUGGAGGGCGGAAACUGCCUCUGGUUUCCCAGGUCGGCAGUAGGCCAGCUCGGUUUCUGAGGCGCGCAGGGAGGUCUCAGGGAGUUGAGAGAACCACUCUGGAAGAACCAAGCCUUCAGCCCCUCCAAAGAAGGAGGAGUGUGCCAGUGUUGAGACUAGCUCGCCCAACUGUAUUGCCAGCCUCUGCAGGCAUCAGUGGGGCCCUGGUGAGGCCCAAGAGGAGACCAACGGCCAGAACCCCCCCUCGAGAGAUGGUCCGAGAUGAGGGGUCCUUGGCUCGGUCAAGAAUGUUGCGCUUCCCCUCUGGGUCCAGCUCUCCCAACAUCCUUGCCAGCUUUGCAGGGAAGAACAGGGUGUGGGUCAUCUCAGCCCCUCAUGCCUCAGAAGGCUACUACCGCCUCAUGAUGAGCCUUCUGAAGGACGACGUGUAUUGUGAGCUGGCAGAGAGGCACAUCCAGCAGAUCGUGCUAUUCCAUCAGGCAGGCGAGGAAGGGAGCAAGGUACGGAGGAUCACCAGUGAAGGCCGGGUCCUGGAGCAGCCCCUGGACCCCAGCCUCAUCCCAAAGCUUAUGAGCUUCCUGAAGCUGGAGAAGGGGAAGUUCAGCAUGGUGCUGUUGAAGAAGACACUACAGGUGGAGGAGCGCUACCCUUAUCCAGUCAGACUGGAGGCUAUGUACGAGGUCAUUGACCAAGGCCCCAUCCGCAGGAUAGAGAAGACCCGGCAGAAGGGUUUCGUCCAAAAAUGUAAGGCCUCUGGUGUAGAGGGCCAGAUGGUGGAGGAGGGGAAUGGUGGUGGUGGAGGAGCAGCAAGGCCCAGCCUGGGUGGUGAGAAGAGGAAAGAAGACCUGAGGAAGGCACAGGUCCCACCAACCAGGGACAGUCGGGUGAAGGUGACAAGAAAACCGGCCACCACAACAGUGGCUCCUCCCCCACCACCCCCAACCCCAAGGGUCACUACCCCUUCUCUGGCUCCAACCACAACGGUGACCCGGGCCACGUCUCGGGUGGUAACUGCAGCUGCAAGACCUACAACCACCACUGCCUUUCCGACCACCCAGAGGCCCUGGACCACCUGGACGCACGUCUCCUCACGCUCCCACAGGCCCUCCACCACAGCUGAGGUGAUCACUGCCAGGGGGCCCUCAGCCUCGGAGAAUCUCUAUCCUCCCCCCAGGAAGGAGCAACACAAGGAGAGGCCACAGCCCACCCGGAGGCCCAGCAAGGCCACCAGCUUUGAGAGCUUCACAGCUGCCCCUCCCACCACCAUCUCGGAGCACAGCACAAGGGUUGGCCCAGGCCGUUUCCGGGACAACCGCACAGACAGGCGGGAACAUGGCCACCGAGACCCAAAUGUAGUGCCAGGUCCUCUCAAGCCAACAAAGGGGAAACCUCCCAAAAAGAAGACUCAGGACAAACUUCUUAGCAAUGAGUAUGAGGCCAAGUAUGACCUCAGCCUGCCUACUGCCUCUCACCUGCGGGAGGAGCUGCAGGUGGGCAACAUUCCCCCUAAAAAAGCAAAAGAGUCUAAAAAGCAUGAAAAGCUGGAGAAACCUGACAAGAAAAAAAAGGUGAAGAAUGAGAAACCAGACAAGCUACUAAAGAGUGAAAAGCAAGCCAAGAAGGACAAGGCUGAGAAAAAGAGCAAGCAGGAGAAAGAGAAGAGCAAGAAGAAAAAAGCUGAUAAAACCGAGCAGGAUGGCUACUUGAAACCCACCAUGAAACAUUUCCCUCAGAGUCCCAAGAAGUCAGUGACUGACCUGCUGGGGUCCUUUGAAGGCAAAAGGAGGCUCCUACUGCUCACCACUCCUAAGGCUGAGAACAACAUGUAUGUGCAACAGCGAGACGAAUAUCUGGAAAAUUUCUGCAAAAUGGCCACCAGGAAAAUCUCCGUGAUCACCAUCUUCGGCCCGGUCAACAACAGCACCAUGAAAAUCGACCACUUCCAGCUAGAUAAUGAGAAACCGAUGCGUGUGGUAGGUGAUGAGGACUUGGUAGACCAGCAUCUCAUCAGCCAACUGAGGAAAGCAUAUGGAAUGACGUACAAUGAUUUCUUCAUGGUGCUGACAGACGUGGACCUGAGAGUUAAGCAAUACUAUGAAGUGCCAAUAGCAAUGAAGUCUGUGUUUGAUUUGAUCGAUACUUUCCAGUCUCGAAUCAAAGACAUGGAGAAGCAGAAGAAGGAGGGCAUUGUUUGCAAGGAGGACAAGAAGCAGUCUCUGGAGAACUUUCUAUCCAGGUUCCGAUGGAGGAGGCGGUUGCUGGUGAUCUCUGCUCCUAAUGACGAAGACUGGGCCUAUUCACAGCAGCUCGCUGCCCUCAGUGGUCAGGCAUGCAAUUUUGGUCUACGCCACAUAACCAUUCUGAAGCUCUUAGGCGUUGGAGAGGAAGUUGGGGGAGUUUUAGAACUGUUCCCGAUUAAUGGGAGUUCUGUUGUGGAUCGAGAAGAUAUACCUGCCCAUUUGGUGAAAGACAUACGUAACUAUUUUCAAGUGAGUCCCGAGUACUUCUCCAUGCUUCUGGUUGGAAAAGACGGAAAUGUCAAAUCUUGGUAUCCUUCGCCAAUGUGGUCCAUGGUGAUCGUGUACGAUUUAAUUGAUUCGAUGCAACUCCGGAGACAGGAAAUGGCCAUUCAGCAGUCACUGGGGAUGCGCUGCCCAGAAGAUGAGUAUGCAGGCUACGGUUACCAUAGUUACCAUCAAGGAUACCAGGAUGGUUACCAGGACGACUACCGCCAUCAUGAGAGUUACCACCAUGGAUACCCUUACUGAACAGAAAUAUGUAACCUUAGCCCCAGCUGCUGUCCCCUGCUGCUGCUGAAGCCACAUGUGGCCAGCUACAUAAAGGAGUUUUUCCAUACUGCCUACAUUCCCUGCCUUUCUCUUUCAGUGUUCUUCUAAGACUAAAUAAACAGCAAAUUUUUGCCGA